Molecule: messenger RNA, 886 nt
Organism: Blepharisma stoltei
Lineage: Eukaryota; Ciliophora; Heterotrichea; Heterotrichida; Blepharismidae
Source: the annotation of a GenBank genome assembly
AUGGGCAUCUCACGUGACUCAAGACAUAAACGCAGAAAGACAGGAGGCCGUAUGCCAAUUCACAAGAAAAAGCGAGCUUUCGAGAAAGCGAGACAGCCAGCAAUGACAAAGCUGGGUGCCAAGCGCAUUCACUUAGUUCGUGGCCGUGGAGGAAAUAACAAAUACAGAGCUCUGCGUUUGGACGCUGGCAACUAUUCUUGGGCAAGCCAGAAUGUUACAAUCAAAACCCGUAUUCUAUGGGUCGUCUACAACGCUACAAACAAUGAACUCGUCAGAACAAACACCAUCACCAAAAACACCAUUUUAGAAGUCGACGCCACACCAUUUAAGGCUUUCUUUUACAAGACCUACGGCCAAGACCUCGGGAAAGUGAAAAAAGAAGAAACUGCAACCAGAUCUGCCAAAGCUCAGGAAAAAUGGGAAAAAAUUCAAAAAGAAUGGGAAGAAAACGCUAACUCCCCACCUCUGUAAGAGAACAAAACCCUAUUUUUUAGGUAAAACCUAUCCUAUGUGAGUGAACAUAUAUAAGUGAUAAUUAUUAUGAUAAAUCUCUAGCUGAUUCUUAAUUUUAAACAGCUUGCAUUUUAAAAAAUAAACUUAUAAAUUAAAUCAAUAUUUGCUUUCCAAUUUUUUUAUUGUGUAUAUAAAUUUUUUAAAAAAAAAAAUUAAUCCCUCCAUGAGCGAACAAAAUUUUUUUGACUCACAGAUGAGUGGGAGUAAGGAAAAGAGAAUCGACCCUAUACUAGAAAACGACUUCAAAACUGGAAGACUUUUGGCUUGCGUCACUUCAAGACCUGGACAAAGUGGAAGAGCUGAUGGGUAUAUUUUGGAAGGAGAAGAAUUAGAGUUCUAUAAGAAGAAGCUAGAAAAGAAAAAGACUAAGUAA